GCGAUUUUUGCUUUUGAUUCUUUUGUUUAUUGUUAUAUUGCUAUCUUGACUCUUUAGGUUAGUUGCUUUAAAGUUUUCCUUGGAAUUAAUGUAGAUUUUCGGAACAAGAGGAUAAUUGUGUAUUAUCAUGGAAGGAGUAGGACAAGGAAGUGAUGAUGUUCCGCCACUUGCGAAAUGGAAAAGUGAUUUUUCAAGGGCAUUUCAGUAUUAUCUGGACAGGUCUACGCCUCAUACCUUGCGGAGGUGGCUGGGUACAUUGGCAGUGGCGGCGAUUUACAUUUUGCGUGUUUACUAUGUUCAAGGGUUUUAUGUUGUGUCCUAUGGUGUGGGGAUCUACAUCUUGAAUCUCUUGAUUGGUUUCAUGUCUCCUAAGGUUGAUCCCGAGCUCCAACAUUUGGAUAGUGGUUCUUUGCCAACUAAGGGUUCUGAUGAAUUUAAGCCUUUUGUUCGCCGCCUUCCUGAAUUCAAGUUUUGGUAUGCCAUCACAAAGGCUUUUAUUGUUGCAUUUCUCAUGACCUUCUUCUCUGUAUUGGAUGUACCUGUUUUCUGGCCAAUAUUGCUGUGCUACUGGAUAUUUUUAUUCUUCCUUACAAUGAAACGUCAAAUCUUACACAUGAUCAAAUACAAGUAUGUUCCCUUGGAUCUUGGCAAGAAGAGGUACACUGGUAAGAAGUCGGGGAGUCAAAAUGGUCCUCCUAGAGACUGAAAGCUGCUGACAGACAACUACAAAGGUGAAUUCUCUAACUUUGAAAAGAGGAUUUGUGAAUAUUACAUUUAGAACCAAGUGUUGUAGUUCUAGUAAAGGGAGUUGACAGGAGUCUGUCCUGAAAAAUGUUUCCUGAUUCUGCAUGUAGACUACUUGAAGAAUAUAUUUUGAUACGCUAUAAUGUGUUUUUCUCUUUCUGAAAGUUCAAUUCUCAAUUAUGUGAACAUGAUAGCACCUUCUCUGAUGUGCUGUAAAUUACAUGUACUGAUGAUUACUACCAAAACUUUUCCUGUAUAUUCCCAUGAACUUGGCAAUGAAUUCUGCACAAAAGU
This is a messenger RNA of Rubroshorea leprosula, 1038 nucleotides long. The record is from the annotation of a GenBank genome assembly. Lineage: Eukaryota; Viridiplantae; Streptophyta; Magnoliopsida; Malvales; Dipterocarpaceae.